GAAGCAACAAAGUUUCAGAUGACAGAGUUGCAUCUCAGUAUGUGUCUCACUUAACUUACUCCUAUUUUUGUGGUACUUGCCAUGUUAAACUGACACAAGUCUUAAUUCUGAUCAUUGUAGUUAUUUUCUUUCUGUACUUGGCUUUCACCUGGAAGAUUAUCUGUCAGAAGGAAGAUGUUACUGAACUACUUACCACAUUCUUUCAUCUGGUGUACGUGACUUAGGAAUUCUUAUUUGUGAUUACGUUUUGCAAAUUAUAUGUAACUGCUGCGUUCAAAGUUCAGGCCUACAACACUAAAGAUUUAUUUAUUUUUUUGCUCAUUACUGCACAUGGAAGUAGACUUCAAGCCACUUAAUAAUGUGGUAAUUUCAUCUGGUAAUGCUUUCUUGGCUUACCUGUCACUUGUUCAUUUCAUUCUUUUGCCUUCACAAGUUUUAAAAUGCUGCCAUUUGGCUCUGAGUCACGGAUUCAAGGAUCUGUUCUGGACCAGGACUCAUAUGGACUUAGGUCACUCCAGGCGAAGGAGACUGGAGAGCUGAUUACUUCAGUACCACACAGUCCAACAAUUCUGCCUAGGAUAACAUUAACACUUCAAGCUGGUCUUUCCCGAGAAAUUUUUUCAAUCUCUUCAGCAGAAACCAACACUUCCACAGUGAAGAAACUCGCUUUGGAAAUGAUUCAAAAAAAGUUCUUGGAGUUUGGAUUCUUUGGAAUUAGGGAUAAGAUUCUUCUCUUUCGACAUGAUCUUACUUCAGACAACAUCCUUGUUCGCCUGACUCCGAAUGACAACGUUAAGGAUGGAGACCUCAUUGAAGUGGUUUUAUCAGCUUCUGCAUCCACGGAGGUUUACGUUCGGCCACAUGUGUUGUAUGUCCAUUCAUACAAAUCACCUGCAUUCUGCCACUACUGUGGAGAAAUGUUGUGGGGCUUGGUACGUCAAGGAUUAAGAUGCAAAGGUUGCAAGCUAGAUUACCACAAACGCUGUGCCUUCAAGAUCCCCAAUAACUGCAGUGGUGUAAAACAUGGCCACCUUUCAAGUCGUUCACUUAUGGGAACUAGUACCUUUCCAAGAGAGUCAUUUCCUCAGGCAGGAGGAAGUCUGGAAGAGAUUAACAGUGCCAAAUCAGAACGUCGAUCUUGGUUUCCUCCUAUGAGAGAAAAUUCAGGAGACUGGAGUGAGGCCAAUCGAGUAAAGGUUCCGCACACUUUCCAAAUUCACUCUUACACUACCCCGACUAUAUGUCUCUGUUGCAAAAAACUUCUAAGGGGGCUGUUUCGGCAAGGCAUGCAGUGUAAAGACUGCAAAUUUAACAGCCACAGACGUUGUGUUCCUUUGGUUCCAGAUGACUGCCAAGGAGACAAAAUCUCUGUCAACGGGGAAGAAACUGAUACAGAAACUGUUGAGGAUAAACCUGAAGAUGAAGACAAUGAUACAGGUUAUGAACCUUCCCUGGAAGAUUCUGAUGGACUGUCCAUCCCAGAAGCAGAGUACAGAUCUGAGACGCAAGAGAGUGAACCACUUCCAAUCAGUAACAACAUCCCACUGAUGCGAGUGGUUCAGUCAGUGAGACAAACCAAGAGGAAGAACAGCACUGUAGUAAGGGAAGGCUGGAUGUUUCACUUCAGCAGCAGAGACACAAUGAGAAAACGUCAUUAUUGGAGGUUGGACAGCAAAUCUAUAACUCUUUUCCAUAAUGAAACAGGAGCUAAAUUUUACAAGGAAAUUCCACUCUCUGAAGUUCUUGAAGUUAAGUCCGUGACAGGUAACACAAAAUUCCAAGAUGAAACUAGGCCACACUGUUUUGAGAUUAUUACAGACAGCAUGGUAUACUUUGUGGGAGAAAGAGGCCACAACUCAGAGUAUAAUUUGACUGGAUCUGAAGCAGAUGUAAUACAGGCUUGGGAGAGAGCAAUUCGUCAGGCUCUUAUGCCAGUCACGCCACAGUCCAGUGUUACGACCUUACCAGCUCAAAAUUUAGACGAACGUACCAGUUUACAAUCACAGGCAAACGUGGACAUCAGCCACUUGUAUCAAAUAUUUCCAGAUGACAUACUGGGUUCAGGACAGUUUGGUACUGUUUAUGGAGGAAAACACAGAAAGUCAGGCCGAGAUGUAGCAAUCAAAGUUAUUGACAAGCUGCGUUUUCCCACAACUCAAGAAAGUCAGCUACGGAAUGAGGUUGCUAUAUUACAGAAUUUACGUCAUCCUGGUGUGGUCAAUUUAGAAGCAAUGUUUGAGACUCCAGAAAGAGUUUUUGUUGUCAUGGAAAAACUUCAUGGAGACAUGUUAGAAAUGAUCUUAUCCAGUGAAAGAGGCAGACUGCCAGAACGUACAACGAAGUUUCUUACCACUCAGAUUUUGGAAGCACUUCGACAUUUGCAUUUCAAGAAUAUUGUUCACUGUGACCUGAAGCCAGAGAAUGUACUUCUUGCAUCUGAGGACCCAUUUCCACAGGUGAAAUUAUGUGAUUUUGGGUUUGCACGUAUUAUUGGGGAGAAGUCUUUUCGGCGUUCGGUUGUUGGAACCCCAGCUUACCUUGCACCUGAAGUUAUCCGAAGUCGAGGUUACAACCGCUCUUUAGACAUGUGGUCGGUUGGCGUUAUAAUCUAUGUCAGUCUGAGUGGCACAUUCCCCUUCAAUGAGGAAGAAGACAUCCAUGAUCAAAUACAGAACGCUGCAUUUAUGUACCCCUCUGAUCUCUGGGGAGAGACUUCACUGGAAGCCAUUGAUCUGAUAAACAACUUGCUUCAAGUAAAAAUCAGAAAAAGAUUUAGCGUGGAUAAAGCACUCAGCCACUCCUGGUUACAGGAUUUCCAGACCUGGUUGGAUCUACGAGAAUUUGAAACACGAAUCGGGCAACGCUAUAUCACACAUGAAAGUGAUGACAUUCGGUGGCAAGAUUUUGCUGAGAACCAUGGCUUGGAGUACCCCAAUCAUUUCAUCAUGGCACCAAACACAGAUGAUGUAGAUGAGGCCUACAGCUGAGAAGAUUUAAACGAUUAGCUGACUUACAAACUUUUCAAGAACGCAAGCUCAAAGCUGUGUUUUAUAAUUUAAUAUGUUUUUUCUACUUCACACAGAGCAGUAUCACAUUGUCAAAAGAGAAACAAGAGCAACCAGUGUAAGAAUCUGGAAGCUGAAGUACUGGAAUGUUGGUUUUCAGUCAUUAUAUCAAUAUUCCCUUCUAAGUCAGGAAGGGCAGUUUUCAGUCAUUAUAUCGAUAUUUCAUUCUAGAUCAGGAAGGGUGGCUUUCAGUCAUUAUAUCGAUAUUCCCUUCUAGGUCAGGAAGGGCCGUUUUCAGUCAUUAUAUUGAUACUCCAUUCUAGGUCAGGAAGGGUGACUUUCAGUCAUUAUAUCGAUAUUCCCUUCUAGGUCAGGAAGGGUGGUUUCAGUCAUUAUAUCGAUAUUCCCUUCUAGGUCAGGAAGGGUGACUUUCAGUCAUUAUAUCGAUAUUCCCUUCUAGGUCAGGAAGGGUGGUUUCAGUCAUUAUAUCGAUAUUCCCUUCUAGGUCAGGAAGGGUGGUUUCAGUCAUUAUAUCGAUAUUCCCUUCUAGGUCAGGAAGGGUGACUUUCAGUCAUUAUAUCGAUAUUCCCUUCUAGGUCAGGAAGGGUGACUUUCAGUCAUUAUAUCGAUAUUCCCUUCUAGGUCAGGAAGGGUGGUUUCAGUCAUUAUAUCGAUAUUCCCUUCUAGGUCAGGAAGGGUGACUUUCAGUCAUUAUAUCGAUAUUCCCUUCUAGGUCAGGAAGGGUGACUUUCAGUCAUUAUAUCGA
This is a messenger RNA of Protopterus annectens (West African lungfish), 3771 nucleotides long. RefSeq names its product serine/threonine-protein kinase D3-like. The transcript is spliced from 18 exons. The coding region runs from base 441 to 2987 and encodes 848 amino acids. Gene Ontology annotation, molecular function: protein serine/threonine kinase activity; ATP binding. The record is from RefSeq and is a predicted model, not a curated record. NCBI's taxonomy places the organism in Eukaryota, Metazoa, Chordata, Ceratodontiformes, Protopteridae. Gene Ontology annotation, biological process: protein phosphorylation.